Molecule: messenger RNA, 6062 nt
Organism: Cephus cinctus (wheat stem sawfly)
Lineage: Eukaryota; Metazoa; Arthropoda; Insecta; Hymenoptera; Cephidae
Product: serine-rich adhesin for platelets
Exons: 6
Coding region: 16-4917 (1633 amino acids)
Cellular component (GO): extracellular region
Molecular function (GO): chitin binding
Source: RefSeq, a predicted model, not a curated record
GUUCGACGUUCAACUAUGAAGAGCCCCCAAAAAUACAUGUUCCUGGGAGGCGUAUUUAUCUUUUGCGCCGUCCUACCUGCUGUACUCGGAGAUUACGUAGGCAGCAUCUACAGCGACUCCCCAUAUCCUCCACGAAAGCAACGUAACCGUCGCUCACCAUAUGGAACAACUUCGACAUGCCCUAAUACAAGACAAUAUUACGAUGAAACUGAAGGUCGGUGCAUCGGGAUUCCUGGCGGAGGUACAUUCGAAUAUGAGAAUACAAAACAGAACUGUGCUAGAACCACAAUCAAACCACAUACAUUCGAUCCAAACCGUUACUAUGUCUGUACAAAGCAUAAAGUCAUAAUGGCCUCAUGCACAUCAACGCAGCAUUUUGACACACGACUGAGAAGAUGCACUAUUAAUAAUGAAACACAUAAGGCAACAACGAGUACAACAACUCAGCAACCAGAAUACAAUCAUUUAGAGCUACCAGAAUGCAAAAAACUAGGAAGAUUUCCAGUACCGAACAACUGCACGUUAUUUUACAUGUGUAAUAUACAUUGUCAGGAGAUGUAUCAAACUGUUCACGCAUGUCCACCACCAACUGGCUACGAUCCAAUUACUAGAAUAUGCACAUACAGAGAAACAUGUAAUCAAAAGGAAACAACAAGCAGUGAAUCUUUGAGAACCAGCACAUCAACCAGCUUUCCCGAGCCAUCAACUAACUCAUCAACCACCGACUCCAGCACAUCCGUUUCAUUAAUGGAACCAACCAGCGCUAGGACGAGCUCUUCUGACGCUUCUACGGGCUCAUCUAGCACUAGCGCCAGCUCUUCCAAUGCAUCGGGGGAAUCAAUGAGUGAUAGCACUAGUCCUUCUGCUUCAUCCACGGAACAAUCUAGCGCUUCUGACACAUCGACGGAACAAUCUAGCACUAGCGCAAGCUCCUCCAACGCAGCGGCGGAAUCAAUGAGCGAUAGCACUAGUCCUUCUGGUUCGUCCACGGAACAAUCUAGCGCUAGCACCAGUCCUUCUGCUUCAUCCCCGGAACAAUCUAGCGCUACUGACACAUCGACGGAACAAUCUAGCACUAGCGCAAGCUCCUCCAACGCAGCGGCGGAAUCAAUGAGCGAUAGCACUAGUCCUUCUGGUUCGUCCACGGAACAAUCUAGCGCUAGCACCAGUCCUUCUGCUUCAUCCCCGGAACAAUCUAGCGCUACUGACACAUCGACGGAACAAUCUAGCACUAGCGCAAGCUCCUCCAACGCAGCGGCGGAAUCAAUGAGCGAUAGCACUAGUCCUUCUGGUUCGUCCACGGAACAAUCUAGCGCUAGCACCAGUCCUUCUGCUUCAUCCCCGGAACAAUCUAGCGCUACUGACACAUCGACGGAACAAUCUAGCACUAGCGCAAGCUCCUCCAACGCAGCGGCGGAAUCAAUGAGCGAUAGCACUAGUCCUUCUGGUUCGUCCACGGAACAAUCUAGCGCUAGCACCAGUCCUUCUGCUUCAUCCCCGGAACAAUCUAGCGCUACUGACACAUCGACGGAACAAUCUAGCACUAGCGCAAGCUCCUCCAACGCAGCGGCGGAAUCAAUGAGCGAUAGCACUAGUCCUUCUGGUUCGUCCACGGAACAAUCUAGCGCUAGCACCAGUCCUUCUGCUUCAUCCCCGGAACAAUCUAGCGCUACUGACACAUCGACGGAACAAUCUAGCACUAGCGCAAGCUCCUCCAACGCAGCGGCGGAAUCAAUGAGCGAUAGCACUAGUCCUUCUGGUUCGUCCACGGAACAAUCUAGCGCUAGCACCAGUCCUUCUGCUUCAUCCCCGGAACAAUCUAGCGCUACUGACACAUCGACGGAACAAUCUAGCACUAGCGCAAGCUCCUCCAACGCAGCGGCGGAAUCAAUGAGCGAUAGCACUAGUCCUUCUGGUUCGUCCACGGAACAAUCUAGCGCUAGCACCAGUCCUUCUGCUUCAUCCCCGGAACAAUCUAGCGCUACUGACACAUCGACGGAACAAUCUAGCACUAGCGCAAGCUCCUCCAACGCAGCGGCGGAAUCAAUGAGCGAUAGCACUAGUCCUUCUGGUUCGUCCACGGAACAAUCUAGCGCUAGCACCAGUCCUUCUGCUUCAUCCCCGGAACAAUCUAGCGCUACUGACACAUCGACGGAACAAUCUAGCACUAGCGCAAGCUCCUCCAACGCAGCGGCGGAAUCAAUGAGCGAUAGCACUAGUCCUUCUGGUUCGUCCACGGAACAAUCUAGCGCUAGCACCAGUCCUUCUGCUUCAUCCCCGGAACAAUCUAGCGCUACUGACACAUCGACGGAACAAUCUAGCACUAGCGCAAGCUCCUCCAACGCAGCGGCGGAAUCAAUGAGCGAUAGCACUAGUCCUUCUGGUUCGUCCACGGAACAAUCUAGCGCUAGCACCAGUCCUUCUGCUUCAUCCCCGGAACAAUCUAGCGCUACUGACACAUCGACGGAACAAUCUAGCACUAGCGCAAGCUCCUCCAACGCAGCGGCGGAAUCAAUGAGCGAUAGCACUAGUCCUUCUGGUUCGUCCACGGAACAAUCUAGCGCUAGCACCAGUCCUUCUGCUUCAUCCCCGGAACAAUCUAGCGCUACUGACACAUCGACGGAACAAUCUAGCACUAGCGCAAGCUCCUCCAACGCAGCGGCGGAAUCAAUGAGCGAUAGCACUAGUCCUUCUGGUUCGUCCACGGAACAAUCUAGCGCUAGCACCAGUCCUUCUGCUUCAUCCCCGGAACAAUCUAGCGCUACUGACACAUCGACGGAACAAUCUAGCACUAGCGCAAGCUCCUCCAACGCAGCGGCGGAAUCAAUGAGCGAUAGCACUAGUCCUUCUGGUUCGUCCACGGAACAAUCUAGCGCUAGCACCAGUCCUUCUGCUUCAUCCCCGGAACAAUCUAGCGCUACUGACACAUCGACGGAACAAUCUAGCACUAGCGCAAGCUCCUCCAACGCAGCGGCGGAAUCAAUGAGCGAUAGCACUAGUCCUUCUGGUUCGUCCACGGAACAAUCUAGCGCUAGCACCAGUCCUUCUGCUUCAUCCCCGGAACAAUCUAGCGCUACUGACACAUCGACGGAACAAUCUAGCACUAGCGCAAGCUCCUCCAACGCAGCGGCGGAAUCAAUGAGCGAUAGCACUAGUCCUUCUGGUUCGUCCACGGAACAAUCUAGCGCUAGCACCAGUCCUUCUGCUUCAUCCCCGGAACAAUCUAGCGCUACUGACACAUCGACGGAACAAUCUAGCACUAGCGCAAGCUCCUCCAACGCAGCGGCGGAAUCAAUGAGCGAUAGCACUAGUCCUUCUGCUUCAUCCACGGAACAAUCUAGCGCUACUGACACAUCGACGGAACAAUCUAGCACUAGCUCAAGCUCCUCCAACGCAGCGGCGGAAUCAAUGAGUGAUAGCACCAGUCCUUCUGCUUCAUCCACGGAACAAUCUAGCGCUACUGAUACAUCGACGGAACAAUCUAGCACUAGCUCAAGCUCCUCCAACGCAGCGGCGGAAUCAAUGAGUGAUAGCACCAGUCCUUCUGCUUCAUCCACGGAACAAUCUAGCGCUACUGAUACAUCGACGGAACAAUCUAGCACUAGCUCAAGCUCCUCCAACGCAGCGGCGGAAUCAAUGAGUGAUAGCACCAGUCCUUCUGCUUCAUCCACGGAACAAUCUAGCGCUACUGAUACAUCGACGGAACAAUCUAGCACUAGCUCAAGCUCCUCCAACGCAGCGGCGGAAUCAAUGAGUGAUAGCACCAGUCCUUCUGCUUCAUCCACGGAACAAUCUAGCGCUACUGAUACAUCGACGGAACAAUCUAGCACUAGCUCAAGCUCCUCCAACGCAGCGGCGGAAUCAAUGAGUGAUAGCACCAGUCCUUCUGCUUCAUCCACGGAACAAUCUAGCGCUACUGAUACAUCGACGGAACAAUCUAGCACUAGCUCAAGCUCCUCCAACGCAGCGGCGGAAUCAAUGAGUGAUAGCACCAGUCCUUCUGCUUCAUCCACGGAACAAUCUAGCGCUACUGAUACAUCGACGGAACAAUCUAGCACUAGCUCAAGCUCCUCCAACGCAGCGGCGGAAUCAAUGAGUGAUAGCACCAGUCCUUCUGCUUCAUCCACGGAACAAUCUAGCGCUACUGAUACAUCGACGGAACAAUCUAGCACUAGCUCAAGCUCCUCCAACGCAGCGGCGGAAUCAAUGAGUGAUAGCACCAGUCCUUCUGCUUCAUCCACGGAACAAUCUAGUGCUAGCACCAACCCUUCUUCUUUAUCCACGGAAGAAUCUAGCGCUAGCGACGAUGUGUGUUCUAGUGUAGGUGCUUUCAGGGUACCGAAUAGCUGCUCUUUAUACUACGUGUGUGAUCCAGAUUAUAAUGGUGGUUUCGUGAAAAGUAAAAUCAUGUCUUGUCCCUCUUGUUUACGGUUUAAUCAGCAGUUAGGAAGAUGCGAUUAUGCGCUUAAUGUUCCUGAAUGUUCAGAUGGUUUGAGUGAGUUCCGGAACUGUACUGGAGUUGGUACUUUCCGCGAUACUGUAGACUUGCGAACAUAUUACACGUGUUCCCAAUCAUCCGAGGGCCUAAUAUUAUCUUCGAGUAUUUGUUCGGGAGAUUUGAUCUAUAAUCCUGAAACAUUGUGUUGUGAUAUUGCUGCAAAUAUAAAAAAUCCUCUUCCUCAUCCAGCUGGUCAGUGUACAGAGGCUGGAUUCUUUGCGGAUCCUUACCAUUGUGACAAAUAUUACACAUGUGCUGUAAUGGAUAAACAGUAUGAUUUAGAGAAAGUAGAAUGGUCUUGCCCUGAUGGAGAGUUUUUCAGUGAAGAUGGGGGUUACUGUGGCGAUCGAACAGAAAUGGAUGAAUUUUCAGGAAUUUCGGGCAAUCCACCAUGUCAUAAUCCUGAAAAGAUUUAUUAAAAAUAAAGUCUCUACGCUUUAUUAUUAAAUUUGAUUUUCACACCGCGCGAUGUAAGUACUGGCUGAACAAGAAUCCCGACCACAUUGCUACGAUUCACAGCAACCGCGAGGGAACCUAGUUUUAUAAAAGCUUGGCGAGGACUACGAUUCCGUUUUAUAACAUCAUACAUAGUUUACAAAAUUACAAACUAAUUAGACGGGAGUUAUCAGUUCAUGGUUCCACAGAAUACAUAUUCAUCUUUUAACUAUUUAUGUGAUGAAGAUGAGCGUAACGCAGCAUUAUCCGCAUAAUACGUAAAAUAAAUAAUACUGGGUAACAAAUUGCAACGAAUAAUGUAACUUCGUCGACUUGUGGUGAUAGUCCUGAACAAGUAUUCAGAAAUGUACAUAAAAUUAGUAUAUGUGUAUAGACAUACAUAAAUACCAACACCGUGUAACAAAGGUCUUAUUAGGAUUUACUACUCAGCACAUCGAAUAAGGAAUAAUGUCAUAAGGCUUCAUUAACCCCUUGAGUGUCAGGGACGUCUGCAGAACUUUAGACUGCCAGUGGCAAGGACGUCUAUCUACAGACGUCUUUUUAAAAAAGAGUGUUAUCUAUUAGUGCUAUUUUCACGAAACAUGUUAUCUAACACUCUUCGGGGUUGAUGAAUUCAUAUCUGAUGUCAAAAUUAUCAUAUUCGAAAACAUGAAGAAAAAUUUGAUUUGCAUGAAAACGAUAACAUUUAUUUUCAAUAAUCUGACAGCUUUCUAAACUGAUUGCUACCAUACUGGAGCCACCAUUUUGAAUUCGAAAAUUUGAAUCAAAGAACUGGAUUCAACAACCCGAAAAACCCUUUAGAAUUAAUACCUAAAAUAAUUUGAUAAUUUUACUAUCAAGACUACUUUUGGCCACAUUUUUUUUUGACACUCAAUGGGUUAAUAUCUCCAGCAAAUACAAAGUAACAGUUAAAUAUCAUCAAUGUUAUAAUUUUUUACUGGAGCAAAUAUAAGUUACAUAAAGUAGUUGUCUUAAAACUAUUAAAUGUCUGAGUAGCAAAUUGUAUCAGCGCUCAUAUGUAAUCGAUAGUUUAUGUUUGCUAGGACUAUUGAGCAGGCUUGAAUAUAAAAUGUUGGAAAUAUAGGAUUCGCGAUAAGUAUAUUAUAUA